Canis lupus familiaris (dog) is the source of this 2723-nucleotide messenger RNA. It is a transcript of the gene IDI1, whose product is annotated as isopentenyl-diphosphate delta isomerase 1. The transcript has 5 exons. Lineage: Eukaryota; Metazoa; Chordata; Mammalia; Carnivora; Canidae. Gene Ontology annotation, cellular component: cytoplasm. Gene Ontology annotation, biological process: isoprenoid biosynthetic process; isopentenyl diphosphate biosynthetic process. The record is from RefSeq and is a predicted model, not a curated record. Gene Ontology annotation, molecular function: isopentenyl-diphosphate delta-isomerase activity. Bases 767 to 1450 code for a protein of 227 amino acids.
CUGCGGGCUGCGGGCCGCGGGCCGGGAUGUGGCGGCGGCGCCGCGGCGGGGGCAGCUAUGAACGUUGCGGCUCCUCCGCAGAGAUGACUCACGCGCGCUCCUCGCCGGGGCCGGGGUUCGCCAUUGGCUCGCGGCGACAACAGCAUCAGCUGCUCCCCCGGGGCGCCCACCCCCGCGGCCGAGCGCCGAGCGGCCCGACCCGGGCGCGGGGUCAGGGGCCUGGCCUCCCUGCGGGGCCGCAGGCGGGGUCCGGGGCUGCGGCUGCACGGGACGGUGAAGACGAGUGCUCGGCAAACACUUGUUUGUUUGCUGAGCCCCCAGAAACUGGGGCACGGACCCGGCGAGCUCCCUCGCUGUCCGCCAAGGGCCUGACGGCUCCUCGCGGAACUUGCUGAUGGGACAGGUGAUGGGUACGGAGCGGCGAGGUGUGCUGACACCUGCAGCAUCUGCGUAGUUUAGGGGUUUUCCAAGUGACCUGAUAUCGCAGAAUAACGCGUGAGAGGGGCCCCCGGGGGUCAGACGUGGAGCCAAAAAACUACCUUUUUUGUGUCCUGCUGUGUCAUCAAAAAAGAACGGCCAUGAUCAUCGGAAAAGGCUGAGCUGCUUGCCGGUUCUCCGGGGUAUCUCCGUGAAGCGAGAGUUUCUUCGUGGACCUGAGCCACGGCGGGGGCCCGGGAGGCCUGCAAGGGUCAACCUCUCCGCUGCCUCUUCGGACGGUGCUUGUUUGGAGAACAGGGUCGCGGGCCGGGACGGGCGGGCCGCCAGCAUGCGGGAGGUGGACCUGGACGAGCUGGACGCGCAGCAGGUGCAGCUGCUGGCCGAGAUGUGCAUCCUCAUCGAUGAGCACGACCGGCGGAUCGGGGCGGAGACCAAGCACAACUGCCACCUGAACGAGAACAUAGACCGAGGGUUAUUGCAUCGAGCCUUCAGCGUGUUUUUAUUCAACACAGAAAAUAAGCUCCUGCUGCAGCAGAGGUCGGAUGCUAAGAUCACCUUUCCAGGUUGUUUUACCAACACAUGUUGCAGUCAUCCAUUAAGUAAUCCACAAGAGCUUGAGGAAAGCGACGCGAUCGGAGUAAGACGAGCAGCACAGAGGCGUUUAGAGGCUGAAUUAGGAAUUCCCAUGGAAGAGGUUCCUCCAGAAGAAAUUAAUUAUCUAACACGAAUUCACUACAAGGCUCAGUCGGACGGCAUCUGGGGGGAACACGAAAUUGAUUACAUUCUGUUCGUGCGGAAGAACGUGACCUUGAAUCCAGAUCCCAAUGAGAUUAAGAGCUACUGUUACGUGACAAAGGAAGAGCUAAAAGAACUUCUGGAAAAGGCAGCCCGUGGUGAAAUUAAGAUAACUCCGUGGUUUCAGAUUAUCGCCGAUGCUUUUCUCUUUAAGUGGUGGGAUAACUUAAAUCAUUUGAAUCAGUUCGUUGACCAUGAGAAAAUACAUAGAAUGUGAAUGUGGAGAUGAGUGAUUAGUAAAAUACGGAAAAAUUUCUCCACUUAGUAAACUUAAUAUGAAUUUUUUUUUAAUUUUUGGUUCCCCUUAAGAACUCAUCAUCUAAAAUAUUGGUAUUUUACAAUUACAACGAGAAUUUGGAAAAGUACAACCAACUUGUUCACUUUGUAUCACAUGGCCCAUAAGUGUGGGUUGCUGUUUGUAAAAAACAUGUGGGAGAUUAUAGUUAAAAAAGGGGGGGGGGAUUCACUUCAUUUAACCUGUCUAAUCACAUAGUCCAAACAAAUAAGUGAAGCUCUUGAUUUUUGAGAUGUCAUGAUAAACAUCGUCCGCACACUUUGCUCUUUGCCAAAUGCUUUAUAAAUCAUUACAUUUUUAUCAGUCUAGAAAAAUGUGCAGUGGGAACUGUUUGCUUAGUUACUCCAGAACAGUCCAAGCUAACUUUCCAUACGAGCCGAUUAAACUAGUAAAACAGGUUCAAGAGAAAUUAAACGGUGUGUGUUCUGAUUUCUGUCAUUCUAAGUUGAUUCUGUGGUUUACUCAUUUGGGAAGUAUUUUGAUGCUGAAAGUCACACGUUGCUGUGGGUGACGAUGCUGCUCAGGUCCCUUCUGUUAGAGCCUCUGCCCCUUCCUGACGUGUUUUCGGAACAUGCCGGGCAGGCGGGCAGUCUGUAAAGUGGGAAUUGGGUUAAUUGAGGGAGUCCAGCACCGGAUUUCUUAAGCUGGACACUUGGCGUGUGGGUGGUAGUCCUUUAUGGGGAGAGUUUACCCCGUGUGUUGUAGGACGUGUAGCAACUCCCGGUUGCCGCCCGCCCACAGCCAUUCACCCCUGUUGCCCGUGAGUCACAGUGACACCAGGUGCCAAGUGCCUCCUGGGGCACAGGCGCCCCCAGCUGAAAACCAGUGUUCUCCAAAGUCAGGCUGUAUUGUAGGGGGGGAAAUCUGCAGGAAGAUUAAUGUCCACAUGAGAUUCGGGGUGUGGGGUGUGUAUUUAUUCGUAUUUAAAUUGUACCUCGACGAAUGCAUUUUUUUAAAACUCUUGCCAUAGAUUUCUCGGACCUGAAAUCUUACAACAGCUGUAUUAUCCUCGAAUGUUGUAUAAUAAACACUGGGAAGAUGAAAAAUUAUUUAACAGAGCUAAAUGUUUUGUGAAUUCAGUAGAAAAGCCCAUUUCUUAAGCCUGAAGAGUUGCUGAAAACUUCAGGCAAGACGAUGUGGCAAGUACUAAUUUUACUGAGAAGCAAAACCAAUAAAAGGAAUUACCACAUUUUAA